This is a messenger RNA of Papaver somniferum (opium poppy), 649 nucleotides long. Its product is annotated as amino acid permease 2-like. The transcript has 3 exons. The annotation marks the transcript as partial. Gene Ontology annotation, cellular component: plasma membrane. The record is from RefSeq and is a predicted model, not a curated record. NCBI's taxonomy places the organism in Eukaryota, Viridiplantae, Streptophyta, Magnoliopsida, Ranunculales, Papaveraceae.
AUGAGUGACAUCAAUGCUGCUUCUGCAACUAUGGAUCAACAGUUGCAAUAUGAUCAUUCACUUGACGUAACGCCGCCACAGCAAGGUGGAUCCAAAUCUUUUGAUGAUGAUGGUCGACUUAAAAGAACAGGAACCAUAUGGACAGCGACUUCACAUAUUAUAACGGCCGUCAUAGGAUCAGGAGUGCUGUCAUUAGCAUGGGCCAUAGCUCAGCUUGGUUGGAUUCUUGGUCCAGCUGUGAUGUUGGUGUUCGCCUUUGUGAUUUACUACACAUCCUGUUUACUUUCUGACUGCUAUAGAACUGGUGACCAAGUUACUGGCACGAGAAACUAUACUUACAUGGAUGCUGUUAGCACAAAUCUUGGUGGCUCUAAGGUCAAGCUUUGUGGGUUGAUUCAAUACAUAAAUCUUUUUGGUGUGGGAAUUGGAUAUACGAUUGCAGCAUCCAUAAGUAUGAUGGCUGUUGAGAGGUCCAACUGUUUCCAUGCUAGCCACAAUGAUAACCCGUGCCUUACAUCGAGUACCCCAUACAUGAUCAUAUUUGGUGUAUUACAAAUCAUAUUCUCCCAAAUACCAGACUUUGAUCAAAUUACAUGGCUAUCAAAGGUUGCUGCAGUCAUGUCGUUUACUUAUUCCGGGAUCGGAAUGG